Molecule: messenger RNA, 2325 nt
Organism: Naegleria lovaniensis
Lineage: Eukaryota; Heterolobosea; Eutetramitea; Acrasida; Naegleriidae
Exons: 1
Coding region: 1-2325 (774 amino acids)
Biological process (GO): microtubule-based movement
Molecular function (GO): microtubule motor activity; microtubule binding; ATP binding
Source: RefSeq, a predicted model, not a curated record
AUGAAGCCAUCAUCAAACACCCCGACUUCCUCCAUUGAGGAAGCAUUAAAGAUGAUUGAGGAAAGGACAUCUCAAAUGAAUUUGGAAAUUCGGAAACAUUUUGAUAGAAGUAAAAGUAGUAGUAGUAUUGAACUGAAUGUUCAAAACGAUAACGAUCAACAGGAACAACCUACAUCCAAUCCAACUAGAAACAGAGGACGAAGUUAUUUAUCCAAAGAAAACCAAAUGGAGGACAUUUCAAAGAUAUUUAAUGCGAUACGAGCAAAAAGAAAGACUGUUGAGAAAACGCCAUCUGCCACAGCUAGUAAUACUAAUCAUAGUACUCCUGUAGAUGUUUCUGAGUUUAAUUCGCCGUCUACCCGAAAGCCAUCGACACCGAACAAUAAUUUUCACCCUUCAUCCAUUUCGAGACAGGCUACACCACUUCAAAAUGUCAAUAGCACAAUCAACGGUUCGCAUCAAAGAAUCGAUGUACAACAUGUGGAUGAUUCACUAGCGACUGUAAAUAAUUUCUCAGUGAAUAGAGAAGAAGAAGACGUGUCUGAAUGUACAUCAGACCGUUCUAGCACAAGUGCAUGUAGCAUGGGUUCUCAAUAUAAUGUGGUUGAAUUACAAGCAAAAGUUGAUGCGUUAACAACCGCCUUAACAAAAGCUAACAAUAAUUUGGAAGACUUUCAAUCAGGACUGGAGACAUCAAUUCAAAAACAAAGCGAGCUGAAAAAUUAUUAUCAAAGCUUUCUCAAGAACAUGUCAAGGCAGCAUGCUCAAAAAGUAGAAGACUUACAAGAGAGAAUUAAUCACCUAGAGAAAGAAAACUAUGGACUCAAAGAACAGUUGAAAACAUUCAACAAUUGUGCGAUAAACUCUCAGGCCGUUCCAGCAACUUGUUCGAGAGAGUCUAUCUUGUCUCGAGAUGCAAUUUUGAAAGCAUCAAAAAGAGCCAGUCAAGUGUGCGCAAGCACGAAAGAAGAGUUACAGAGCUUGAAAAAGUUUUUACUAUCUGAAUAUGAUCCUUUCAAAGAAGUUUCAAAUUUUGCCCAAGAAGUAGUAUCUAAAUCCCUCACUAUUUUCAAUGACUCUCAAAUUUCUGAACAAUACAAACACAAGUUGGCGGAGCUAGAAGAAAAACAACAGCAGUUGAGCCAGCUCCUCCUCCAAGAAAUCAACUCACGAAAAAGUUUGCAAAACGAGCUCAUAGAAGAGCGAGGGAAUAUUAGAGUGUGCUGCAGGAUACGCCCUGAAUGGUCUUUUCCAGCUGAAAACACCAAAUUCGUUCAUUCACUAUUUCAUAGAAGUUGCAUUAUACACGAACAAACUACUGAUACGGUUAUUACAAUCAACAGAAAAGGAAGAAUUCGAACAUUUGAGUUGGAUCAAGUGUAUGGCACCUCCGCCUCUCAAGACCUUAUAUUUGCAGACUUGAAACCCCUUAUUCAUUCAUCAUUCGACGGCUACAAUGUUUGUAUGAUGAUGUAUGGUGAAACAGGAUCAGGAAAAAGUUUUACAAUGAAUGGAACAUCAGCACAGCAAGGCAUCAUUCCCAGAGCUAUUACAGAGUUGUUCCAUCUUAUUGACAUGCAUCGAUGUUUUUGUGAUGUAAAAUUGAGAUUAAGCGUUGUGGAAAUUUAUAACAAUGAUGUUCGUGACAUGUUGUCACCAAACGGCUCAACAGAAAAAGAAGCCUACUAUUCUUCAUCUGAGCUAAGGUAUAGUGCAGUACAAGAUGAACAACAUUUACGACAAUUAAUUAAGGAAUGUGUUUCAAAGCGAUCUGAAGGAAGAACAUUAAUGAACGCCAACAGUAGCAGGUCGCACUUUAUAGUAUCUAUCGAGAUUGAGAAGAGACUUUGUGCACAAACGGAGAAACUUCAACCUUCUCGAGAUUUUUUACUGAAACAACCUGUAGAAACAAACGAGAAAACGAACCAGCAGAACACCAGUGCACAGAAUUUGGUGACACAACCUUUGAGCACCAAAUCUGUUUUGAGAUUUGUGGAUUUAGCUGGCUCUGAAAAUGUGGAAAUGAGUGGUGUGCUUGUAAACUCUGAACAAUUUGCUGAAACGUCACACGUAAACAAAAGCCUAGCAGCCGUUCAAGACGUGGUUGUUGCGCUUGCCCAAAAACAACGCCAUAUCCCAUUCAGAAACUCAAAGCUUACUCAAGUACUUAGAGACUCUCUUGAAGGAGAUAGUAAGGUGUUAAUCAUGGUGACAGUUUCUCCCCAAGAUAAGUUCGGUGCUGAAACAAUUCAUGCGUUAUCGUUUGCAGAGAAAGUGAAGCAGAUUAAACGAAAAAAAGCAACCAGACAAACAGUAGUGAACUAG